This is a messenger RNA of Lolium rigidum, 727 nucleotides long. RefSeq lists its product as uncharacterized. The transcript is spliced from 3 exons. The record is from RefSeq and is a predicted model, not a curated record. NCBI's taxonomy places the organism in Eukaryota, Viridiplantae, Streptophyta, Magnoliopsida, Poales, Poaceae. Bases 42 to 560 code for a protein of 172 amino acids.
UAAGGACAGACAUAGGUGUCUGCGUGAUUCAACUCAAGACAAUGCAGUUCAAGAAUCUUGGUAAAGAUGAUUUCACGACCACCCACUAUUAUCCAUACAGAAGUUUCUAUACUGCAGUGAGUGACUUGUCAGUAUGCAAAAGAAGAGUUUGUUGCAUCUCCAAACCUCUAGCGAAUGAUGGCAGCAGUACUUCAAGGGGAGUAGGAGUGGUAGGAGGCAAUGCCACAGCUACCUCUAGUGGAACUGUACUGAAAGGAGGAGCGUUUGACAAGUCAAAGCACGGAGCUAAAGUAAUGGAUGCGGAUCUUGUGCCUAGCCGGGUUCUAACACAAACUCGAGUCGACGUGAUAUUCAAGAAAGAGAUGGAGACAAGAUCAAAACUUAGCAAAGCUUGGGCAAAAUGGUUUCGCAGCAAUGGCAUUCCUGAAAGUAAGGCUGACUGCCCACACUUCCGCAGUGCUAUGAAGUUGACACAGCAGCUAGGUACCCGCUUGCCUGUUCCUACAGGUGACGAACUAGGUGGCGUAAAUCUGGAUGCCAAUGAGGAAGAACUUCCAUAAGUACAUGCGAAUGUGAACUACUUGCCAUGGACUGAUGACUCCUGCUUUUGUAAUCAGGUGUAGGGUUAGUUAAGUACUACCUGAUGAACUGUACCGAGUUCUUCCGAACCCUGUACUUAUGAUUUUAGGAACUUUGAUCUAGUGAUGUUGAGUUGCUGAGCUGGUGA